Molecule: messenger RNA, 546 nt
Organism: Microthlaspi erraticum
Lineage: Eukaryota; Viridiplantae; Streptophyta; Magnoliopsida; Brassicales; Brassicaceae
Source: the annotation of a GenBank genome assembly
AUGGAAAUUGAAGCUACCACUGUUCAGAAAAGAAGAAGCUUAUCAACCAUCGCCAUGCACAAACAAUCAAGAACACUAACCAAAUCGAAACCAAAGAUCCGGAUCAUCCAUGUAUUUGCACCGGAGAUCAUAAAGACCGACGUCUCCAACUUCCGGGAACUCGUCCAGAAACUCACCGGAAAACCAGAUCAUCACCACGACAUCCACCAACAAAAGGGUAUCAAUAGAAACCCUAGAUCUAGAGGAAGUCAUGAUCAUCAUCAUCAUCAUCAAGUCCAUGACAUGAACAAGAGCCAAGGAUUCUGCAUAAACUCGGAAGUAGAAGACGAAGAAGAAGAAGAAGAAGAGAUGGCGUCGAUGACGUGGAACGGUAAUGGCGGAGAGAGCUCCGGUGGGUUCUUGAACGGCUUAGGAGACUUCGACGGUUUCAUUCAGGAGCUAGGUGAAUUUCCUUAUUUGCCCUUGAACGUUGAUCCUUCGUUUGCUCCUUCUUCUUCGUCGCACUUACAUGGCGGAGUCUUCGCAGAAUCGAACCAUUUCGCCUAA